Messenger RNA from Anthostomella pinea, 918 nucleotides. NCBI's taxonomy places the organism in Eukaryota, Fungi, Ascomycota, Sordariomycetes, Xylariales, Xylariaceae. The record is from the annotation of a GenBank genome assembly.
AUGGCGACAUUUGCCCGACCAACCUUCUCCGCCAAGGCCUACGCAGCCUUCCGGCCAACAUACCCGCAGUCACUGUUUCGGACCGUGCUGAACUUCCACCAACAGCACCCACAGCAGACCCCCGAUGGCGCCGGCACCCUGCUAGAUCUGGGCUGCGGGCACGGCCUCAUCGCCCGAGGCCUGAGUCCCCAAUUCAAGUCCGUAGUCGCCAUCGACCCGUCAGCGGGCAUGGUAGCGCAGGCGCAACGCACGACGGACGACACCAAGAUCACGUUCCGCGAGGGCAGCGCCGAGGACCUUUCGUUUCUCGCGGACCGCUCCGUGGACAUGGCGGUCGCGGGCCAGGCGGCGCACUGGUUCGACUACGGCAAGGUGUGGCCCAACCUCGCGCGCGUGGUGCGCCCCGGCGGCACGCUGGCCUUCUGGGGCUACAAGGACAACGUGCUGCUCGGCGCGACGCAGGCCACGGAGAUCAUGGAGCAGUUCGUCUACGGGUUCGGCGAGGUGGCGCCGGGCGUCGAGGGCAUGGGGCCCUACUGGGAGCAGCCGGGCCGCAGUAUCCUAAGGGAUCUGCUGCGCAGCGUGCAGGCGCCUGAGAAGGACUGGACGGACGUCACGAGGUUGGAGCAUGAGCCUGGACAGGAGGGUUCGGGGGAGGAGGCGUGCUGGUUGAGGAAGAAGAUGAAGCUCGGGGAGGUGGAGGGCUAUACGCGGACGUUUAGCUGCUUCAGUGGGUGGAGGGAUGCCCAUCCUGAGGCGAAGAGCAGGGCGGAUGGUGGGGAUGGGGAUGUGGUUGAUUUCAUGUGGGAUCGUAUGGUUGAUGCUGUGCCGGAAUGGAAGGCCCUGGGCGAGCGGUGGAGGGAGGCGGAGGUUGUGAGUGAUUGGGGGACGUAUGUACUGAUGGCCCGGCGUAGGUGA